CAUCACGACAUGAAGGCACUCUCCUACUAAACACGCAUUCUUUCUUAAAAUGCAGUUGCGUAACAGACCGUCCUCAAAUUUACUAAUACGCGCAUUAACGUGAUAACAUGAUAAGCCUGUUAUCUACGUGACAGGUUAAUUAUUUCAUCAGACUGAACAUUCUCUAUAAAAACGAGUAACAUCCAUUACUGUCAUUACAGUUUGACUUGGAGGUGUAGGCUGUUCCCUUUUCUUUUCGUCCUCUCUUCGUUUAACACAUAAUUACUGACACUGCCAUUUAUCUGUGACGACACAGACGGAGCUGCUCAGUUGGGUCACCGGCCGCCAUCGUGGAAGGAAGGGAGAUCUCGAGGACGAUGGAGACACUUCGCUUGUUGGCAGUUUUACACCUCUGUUUAAUACCAGUAUCUAUAUCAGCUGUAGAAUAUGUUACAGUCGACAUAGAAGAAGGCACCAUCAGAGGUAGGAUGUUCGAAACGUAUACAGACAAACCCAUGUACAGAUUUGAAGGUAUUCCGUAUGCAGAACCACCAGUUGGAGAUCUCCGAUUCCAGCCACCAGUGAAAAAGUCGGCGUGGACUGGCGUGAAAGACACCCUGACGGCGGGACCGAAGUGUCCCCAGUACAGCAGCGGAGAAGCGAUCGGUGACGAGGACUGUUUGUACCUCAGCGUGUUCGGUCCAGGGACGCCGACGAGAAAUGGAACACUGAAAAAUGUUAUGGUUUUUAUCCACGGAGGAUGUUUCACAGGAGGAGCUGGUUCUGCGAGACCGUACUACUACGUGGACCAGGAUGUCAUACUUGUCAACAUAAAUUAUCGAUUGGGACUUCUGGGUUUCCUAAGCACCGGCGAUGAGGUGGUCCCUGGGAACAUGGGUCUAAAGGACCAAACAGAGGCCCUUCGCUGGGUCCAGAGGAACAUACAGGCUUUUGGAGGUGAUCCACAAAAAGUAACUAUCUUAGGUCAAAGUGCUGGAGGUGCAUCCGUUCAUUACCACGUUCUGUCUCCACUGAGCAAAGGUCUGUAUAAAAGCGCCAUAGCGAUGAGUGGAUCAGCAUUGAACCCUUGGGCAUUCACAAUAAACGCUACAGACAGAGCAGUGCGGUUUGCCAAACACCUGGGCUAUACUGGGAAAAGUUCCACUGAUCUUCUGAAUUUUUUCAAAAGUAUAAAUGCGAGCACACUAGUGAAGGACAGAACUGCUGCUCUAUCGGAAGAGGAUAGCCUCAGUUUGUUCACCUGUGUCUGGACGCCCACUGCAGAGCCGGAACACGAUGGUGCCUUCUUGACGGAAAAACCAUGGACGCUUGUUGCAGAAGGCCGCUACAAUCUCGUUCCCUUCAUGGCUGGUAAUACUGACCUCGAGCGAGUUGGACACACACAGAAGGGUGGUAUAUUAUCUACUGAAAAACAAAUAAACAACCUGAAUGAGAACUUUGACGAGAUUGUGGGAUGUGAUCUACGACUUCCGACGAGGGAAGAACGGUUGAAAGGUGCCGCGUCCGUCAAAGAGUUCUACUACAACGGCAGCGACAUCACACUGAAGGACAACUACACCACCGCUCUAUUCGAUUCCCAUCAAUUUUUUGUGGAAGGAGUAGACGCUGUUGUUAGAAGCAUGGCCCGCUAUUCUUCUAAGCCUGUGUACACCUACCAGUUCUCGUUCGUUGGUCCCCUCAGCGCAUACCCUGGUGGCCCAGGUGCAGCUCACACCGAUGACUUGAAAUACAUGCAUGCAGCAGACACUCUGGAUUCUGAUUCGGAUGGAGGUAUUAUCAGGGAUCAGAUGAUAAAGAUGUGGACAAACUUUGCUAAAUAUGACAAUCCAACGCCGGAACUGACUUCCCCACUGACGGAAACGUGGAAGGAGUACGACGAAUCUACCCCAUACUACCUGGAAAUAACGAGACCCCUUCGCCUCAGAACUAACUUAUCCGAGCCAUACUUGACCUUUUGGCACAACCUGCUACCGUGAUGACAUUUCAUGUGUCACUAAUAAGCACAGUAAAACAAUUUCGUACAAGUUGUCACUUGCUUAAACAGAAAAUCUUUAAAAGCAACAACUUUUGUGCCCUAUUACAGAUACUAACAGAUAUUACUUCAGGACACAGGUAGUCAGACGGCAGAAUCUGCAUAAUAUGAAGUUCAGUAUAUUCACUCUGUUGUGCUAUGAACGAAUUUACGAUAACAGAACUGCGUUCUUCAGAGACACAGUUGCACUAAGAUGCUAGUAUGUUGGCAUGUUGCAUCCUAAGUUUUCUUAUCUCGUAUUCUGUAGAAGAUAAUGAUUCCACGCAGAACCUGUUUUGUGAAUUAUACCGUAUAGAGAGAAUUGGUCUCUCUCAGAAACGCGAAAUUAAUAUAUUCUGGAAUACCUUGCAAUAUGAUUUUUCUUAACCUUUCCAUUUUGUCUAUUAUUCAUCACACUAUCCCAAAAUAAUAAUUAUCUGAGCUACAUUUAUUUCGAAAGGUUAGUUCUAUAGUUACUUGAAAUUAAGUUUUUACAUGUAAUUUGUCUGAAAAAUCAUACAAAAUAAGCAGUUGUGCUGCCAUGUUUUCGUGGAUAAUUGUCGCCAUUAUAAUUAUUACUUCCAUGUUAUUCCACAGAAAACAUAUCUGAAGGGUUUCAAUACACGAAGGACAUCAGUGUGCAAUCAAAACACUAACUACAAUGAUUAAUAAUUUUUUAGGAUAUGAAAUAUGCAAUUUA
Schistocerca gregaria is the source of this 2711-nucleotide messenger RNA. RefSeq names its product esterase FE4-like. The transcript has 11 exons. Lineage: Eukaryota; Metazoa; Arthropoda; Insecta; Orthoptera; Acrididae. The coding region runs from base 357 to 1976 and encodes 539 amino acids. The record is from RefSeq and is a predicted model, not a curated record.